This is a messenger RNA of Oncorhynchus keta (chum salmon), 626 nucleotides long. RefSeq names its product calcium-regulated heat-stable protein 1-like. Bases 1 to 450 code for a protein of 149 amino acids. Lineage: Eukaryota; Metazoa; Chordata; Actinopteri; Salmoniformes; Salmonidae. The record is from RefSeq and is a predicted model, not a curated record. Gene Ontology annotation, molecular function: mRNA 3'-UTR binding. The transcript is spliced from 3 exons. Gene Ontology annotation, biological process: regulation of mRNA stability. Gene Ontology annotation, cellular component: cytoplasm.
AUGAAAGAAGGCACAGCGAGGAUAGGGGAGGGGGAACAUGGUGUCUGUGUGUCUGUGUGUGGUGUCUGUGUGUGUCUGUGUGUGGUGUCUGUGUGCUUGUGUGUGUGGUGUGUCUGUGUGUGUGUGUGUCUGUGUGUGGUGUCUGUGGUGUGUGUGUGCAGGGCGGAUCGGGCAGCGGAGGGGCCGUCGUUCAGCGGUGUGUGUAAGUGUUUCUCUCGGACUAAAGGACACGGCUUCAUCACACCAGCCGAUGGAGGCAGCGACAUCUUUGUCCACAUCUCAGAUAUCGAGGGGGAAUACGUGCCAAUGGAAGGAGAUGAGGUGAGCUAUAAGGUGUGCUCCAUCCCUCCCAAGUACCAGAAGAUCCAGGCGGUGGACGUCACCAUCACCCACCUCAACCCAGGAUCGAAGCACGAGACCUGGGGCGGGGCGCUGCUCAGCUCCUCCUGAGUCCCGGAGGUUUCUGGAGGGGAGAAAUGGCAACAGGGAAAGGGUCCUUUUCCCGAAGGGACAUAUGGGUUAAUGCUUGUUGUGGGAGGAAAUGGAAAGGUUGGUAUUUGAAUAGAGAAGACGUGUAUCAUUAGACGGGAAGGUUAAUUAAAUAAAGCUGCAUCGCUUCAACAAGA